ACACAACAUUUCCCACAAUGCUACUGCCGCACCAGCCCGGAAGUGGGACGUUUAUUGACAAUAUGGCCGCGGAGCUGGGUUUGGAUUUGGCGAAAAAUGUAAUUUGACAGCACUGACCGGGGCUGCGAGAAUCACCCUUUUCCACCUCAGGAGUGUGCUGAACAGAUGCAUUUGAAUGAAGGGAGCCGCGGAGCCACGGGACGGAGUCAGUGAGCUGAGGAAACGUCCAGAGAGUCAAACCCGUCAUGUCGUUUUUCAAGAGGAAAGGUGAGGAGGAAGCUCCCUAUGAGAGAGCUGCAACGUCAACGAAGGCGUUCAGCCUCGAGAGUCCGGCUGAGGAGAGAGAGAGGAAACCGAUAAGAGGGUUAUUAAUGUGGUUCAGACCGAGACCGCAGGGAAAUGAACCGGAGACAGCGGUGUUAGUGUGAAUGAAUCAGCCGCAGUAAUGAUAGCAUGUUAGCUUAGCGGUGGCCUCUCUAUCCUCUUCCCUGACUUAUCUAACCUGCUGUCAUUCUGCCACAGAGGCAGACACCUGAUUACCUUUAGCUAUUAGACACAGAUCCAGUGUAGGGAUUUAAAAUUGUCUUUAGAGUUUGAUGUGAACCCGGUAAGUUCAGUUUAUCAGCAGGGGCGUGUCCAGACUUUUUAACCGGGGUGGCUCUGUGGGGACACUGACCCAUUCAGGGGCGACGUGACGUGUACAUGUGCACUAUUAAAGGGAUAUUCCGGUGUAAAAUUAAUUUAGGGUCAGACACACUGUAACACAAAGUUAGACACCCCCUCGUGAGAUGAAUAUUGCCGACCGCUUGCUUCUCUAGAUAUACCAACUUUAGGAAUGACGCAGGAUAGCAGUACACAACGGCCUGAUGAGCCAUCAAUUAACCUCAACCAAAACGCCACUCUAUAGCCACAAAUAAUGCUCAGAACAGCACCUAACUUCAUCAACAGUACAUAUAGGGUCCUAGCCACAGCACUAGCCACCAAACAUCUUUUUAACUUUGCCUAAUUUCUUUAGCAAAGAGACGAAACACAACUCACCCACUCUCCUCUAGCAGCCGGUUGUUUGUAGCGAGACCUCAGGCCAGUCCAUUACGGACUACAGCGGGAUGACGCAGCUCAAGGAAGAACAUUUAUGAUCAUUACUUUAUCAUUUCCUUUAAGUAAUAACCAUCAUAUUAAUCAUUUUGCACUGCAGACACGGUAGUUCUUCUGCCUUCGUGUCUUGGUCUGAUUGUAUUUCUGUGAAGAAAUGAUCAUAAAUGUUUCUUGAUGGCUCCUCACACUGCUGUGUAUUGCUAUCUUGCGGUCCUUACUAAAGUUGGUAAAAUUAGAGAAGCAUGCGGUCGGCAACAUUCAUCUCUCGACGGGGUGUCUAACUUGGUGUUACAGUGUGUUUGACCCUAAAUUAAUUUUACACUGGAAUAUCCCUUUAAGGAUGUUAAAGUGUUGAAAAUCAUUUAUAUGCUCUGGACACAUAAUGGAUGUAUAACUUGUGAACACAUAGAGAUGUGAAAGUUGAAUAUCAAUAUUUAAAUCUUGAAGAAAUAACCACCGCUGAUGUAAAAUCAUAUAGAGCAAAGCCUACAUGACUAAAUGUCUGUUUGCUGCAAUAAGUGAACUGAACAGAGAAGUAUGUAAGACUUAAAGCAUGUGGUUUUCCAUCUACUUGCUCUCACUGAGAAAAAUAAGCAUGUUCACAUGAUCUGGUGUCAGUUAGGAGCACAACCUGGUCAAGACCUCAGAAAGGCACUGAUGUCUGCGUAUUGAUUUCCCACUGAUGGGUUAACGUCCUGUUAAAAAAUUUCUCAACCUCUGUGUGUUAUUUGCCACUGGGGUGUACAGCUCCUUUCAAAAAGAGCUGUGGUUCAUCAGCUGGGCACAAUACCUGCAGCCAGUUAUUUUGCAUUCAGACAUGCUUUGAAUUAAAAAAUCAACCUCACCCCGAGAGGUGAAUAUAAUCUGAGAUCACAUUAAUUUCAUCCCUACCUAAAAGUUAAUAGAAAAAAAAAAUCUGUCUUCCAGUACAUUUAAUCAAUUACUCAAAACUUUGUUACGUGCUGACACCUAGGGCACACAUACACAAAUGAAUAGCAUUAUUUAUUGUAUCUGUCUCCAUUAAUCAUAUUUUCUUUAGUACUAACAUCAAAUGUAUCAUACAGAUGGUGAAUAUAUAUUUGAUAAAAACUCAACAAAGUGGUGACAUGAUUUCUACGGGUGCCUUCCCCUCGAGACAUGCCCAUUUCAGGUUGAACCCUUAAAAAAACUUCAGUGUUUUCAGUGUUUUUGUAUUCAGCUAUAAGAGACAUUUAACCAGAGAGGAUUGUAAUUUUGAACAUUUGCUGAACAUGAUGUUUUUUGUUAAAAAUAUCUGAAUCGAACUUAAGUAGACUGAAGGGGUAAGAAUCAGCAUAAUGCAGAAAAUUCAGUCAUGCAGUGACUGGUAACUUUAAGUGACUCAGUAACUUCUGAGUGUUCCUUUCAACUGAUUCAGCUGCUGUCAUUGGCCAAGAAAGGCUGCAACACAAUUACAAACUGGGGACAAAAAACACAAAGAUAAAGAAGCCUUAUUUAAGAAGAUUCAACCAAAAACCAUGAAUAGACAUUGAUUCUUGAAACAUGGAAGCCAAGUUUUCUUCAAUCCUUUUCACCAAAAUAACAAAUAGUAAAUGUUACAAAUGCCCCCUCCCCAAAAAGACAAACCGAAAACUGCUCAGUCUUAGUUUGUACCCAAAUUUCAGAGCGUGUCUCAAAUUAGACCAGUGGUUCUCAAGUCCAGUCCUCGAGCCCCCCCGUCCUGCAUGUUAUGGAUGUUUCCCUGCUCCAACACACCUGAUUCAAAUGAUCAGUUCUCGUUAGUAAGCCAUUUCAGAGCUUGAUAACGAGCUGAUCAUUUGAAUCAGGUGUGUUGGAGCAGGGAAACAUCCAUAACAUGCAGGACGGGGGGGCUCGAGGACUGGACUUGAGAACCACUGAAUUAGACUAAAUCUUUUUUUUUUUUUUUUUUUUAUUAACUGAAAUGUGUAUUGAUAUUUAUUUAUAACUAAUGAUGGACCAAGCUGGAGAAAGCUUUACUACUUAUAUUAUUAUGUUAUUGCGAUUACAGGUGCAGCUAAUUCAUAUAAAAACUGUGUUCUUACUGAAGAAGCACAACGCUUUCUUGCUGAACCAUCCAAGUUAGAUACGUGUGGGAUUUAUUGAAACGAGUGUAUCUCCUUGUUUUGAGAAGAAAUACACAAAUGUGAGACGACAGGCUGGAGAGGAAAUGAGUGUGUACAGUUUUCAGCUGAGGUCUUCUUGUGUUUGUUCUGGAAAUCAGUGCAGUAGUAACUUCACUAGACUGUCCCAUGUUUGUUCGUCUUCCAGAGUGAGAUUAGAGGUUUUUCCUUCACAGGGUACUGCGGUCAAACAGCUGACACAGCAGACCUUUCAAAUGAGGAAGUAUGAGAGGGAGAGUGCAGUUAUGAUGGUGUGGACCAGGAAUACACCCAGAACUGACAGGAAGUCAGAGUGUGACUCUGCUACAGACACGGUUGAAAAAAUAGAGGAAAGGCUUUAGCUUGUAGAGUCAAGUUUUGUGAAUCAACAGUCAAAUUCAUUUUCCAAAAGAUGACGGGAUCAUUCUUGAUUUCUUUAGUUGAUGCUGGAGUCAUUGAAUACUUUCAAUCUAUGUUUAGAUGUCCUUCAGUUGAUUGUUUUGUAAACAUCUUAUCAGACCUGAGCAGUUUCCCUCCACUUGCUCAGAUACCAUAACAUUGUUCGACGCUGUCUGCAUAAAGGAGUCCAAAUGUACCCUCUCACUGCUGUCUGUCUGUAGAUCCAAUUUACAUGCAGAGACUUCUGCACAGUCCUCACUGAGCCAUAAGACUGAACUUGUCAGAUUGUUUUUCUUUUAAUAUGUCCAAAAGUUUGAGUUGGACCAAUUAAAUGAAAGUCACACAGGGAUGUGGUUAUGCAGAUUUUUUGUAGGGAAAACAAAUUCAAUCCACUAAUUCUCAAAACAACCAUCAAUCUAAUCUUUUUCAGACAAAAAAGAACAAUUUUUAUUAUUUUUUUUUUAUUUUGAGAAAAUAAAUAAAUAAACGAAGAAGGCAGCCUAACAAGAAAGCUCUUUUUGAAAAGUAAUAAAUAAUUCACUAAGGUAGGCAAGUAAGGUACAUAAGUAGUGAAAUACAACACCUUUCAUGUACCUCUGUACGGAUUCCUCUCUCUGUUUUUUCUUUUAUUGGUUUUUGAUCGUGGGUUUAAUGGGUGUGACAGCCGGCACUGAAGAGGGUGGUUCUGGGAUGCCAGAGCUAACCGUUUGGGCUUCCCUGAGGGGCUGUGAGGAUGACUUGACAAAACACUGGUGAAGGAAGAUUCCCCCUUGAUAAUCCUGGUGAUAGCUGUCCCCUUCUACUGCCAUGUUUGGGUCGUGGAGGACAUUUGUGGUCUUAUGAUAAGCUUCACACCUUAUCAGCUCCAAUAUUAGAGGGUGUGACAGGCUGGCUUUGCUCACUGAGUACUUAUCCUUUUAAUUAGAGAACAAACAGCUUGUGUUUAAAGGCCUGUCUUUAACUUUUACCACAAAACACGCACAUCUGCUAUAAAUUAAAGACCUUUGCGGCAGUUAAAUUGACGUAAUGCAACAGAGUCAUACUGGCUACUCCAGUCGUUGAGUGCCAUCUUUGGCAGGAGACAAACGGGACCAUCAACAGCUGAUUCUGACACUCAGCCUUACAUUGGUGUGUCUCUGAUGUUAUUUCAGGUUAAAGCUGCUGUUUCAUCCCACAGAACUGGUUUGUGUCCUCCACACAUCGUCUUUUUCGUCCACUGUGGGACACCGUUGAUUUUACAAGCAGAGUUAGUUGAAACGGCUCAUCAAGAUCAGAUAAACCUUAAACCAACGCUCGGAGGCUAUUUUUUGACAGCCACUGCUUUUUUCCCCGACAGACACAGCAUCAGUGCCAGUUGAUGUUGACUCUUGGCGGAUAGGUGCGUCGGGUGACAGCUCUUCCCACAAUGUCUCCCUCAAAAGUCAUCUUCUUUGCUGUUUUGACCGGUCGCAUUGUCCAUCAGAAUACUGAUCCUGACCGUUCAAUCCAAAGAUGAUGAGUGUUGAGUCACUUCGCUACUACUGUGCGCCCUCCUUUCACUUCAGGCUGUAUAUCUUUUGCAGUUUUUUUCCUUAAAGUUGCAGGAACCCACCAAGGUUAAGAGAGCACUAUGUGACCAGUAUAAGAGGAACUGGCCCAGCAUGAAAGCCGCCUCAGUCCUCUUUACAACAUAUCAGGCAGGACUGAGGAGGCUUUCACAUAUCAACACACAGCUUCCCUUUUAAUUUCCUCUUCUAUGAGCAGCAGCAUGAAGAAGCCUGCUGUAAAUGAUUUGUUUGCAUACCGUUAUGACCCACAGUUGCUUUUCUAGUAUACAGAUAACCUCACCUCACUUAAGUAUGUCAUUGUGUAACUAGAGAGAGCUCUACUCUUUCUAGUGACACAACACACAUAGUUUCUUUGCCUCACUUGUCAGUGUUUAUGAUUGUUCUGCACGCUGCUCCUGUUCUCUUUUUGUGAUUUAAGCUGCUGUAUGCUCCUCUAGUUACCUUCCCUCUCUCAUUUUCCUCCCUGCAGCCAAAAGCAAAGAACCUGAGAGAGUGACCGAUGCUAAAGUCAACAGAGGUAAGUUCAAUACGUACUCUUAAAGCUGAGAUUGACCUGAGUGUAUGCCUUUUUUUUACAAUAAUUUGGUUCUCUUUAGUCCAAUCAGGCUGGUAAUAUCUCUAAAACCAACAUUUUGACCUCAGGCUAAUUACUCAAACACAUUCAGCUCACAGUCAAACACAGAGCAGUCUGUCUGCUCAAAUAUCUCACAUCCCCCAAGGCCUCUGUACACAGACUGUGAGCUCUUUCAAAAACCCGUAUGAUAAAGACCUUUUCAGACAAGUCACGCUGAUGUCAUACUCGCAGCUCGCUCAGAUCCUUUUUAUCAUUGUACUCCUUUUUCAUUGCAUAAUACCCAUUUUCUGUCCACUUCCAUUCCUCUGCAGCCCCGGCCAGUCCUAACUCUCCAUCGCUCGCCCUGAGGAAUCAUCAUGCAAUCCAGGAAGCUGCCGGGCCCAGCCAUGUGGCCAUCAACGCCAUCUCCGCCAAUAUGGACUCCUUCGCCCGCGGUCGCACCGCCAUCCUCAAGAAACAGCCAAGUCACAUGGAGGCUGCACACUUUGGAGAUCUCGGUAAGAAGCCUGCAAAUCACGUUCGAGUGCUUUUCAUGUUUUUGAUACAAACUGAGACCGAUGCCUAGGGCUGGGUAAUAAACUGAAAAUUUACCGAUACUGAAAUUUACGACAAUAACCGACAUCAUUUUGCCCAUAUCGGUAGAUUCGUUUUUGGAUGUGUGUAGGUAGGCUGUGGUCUCAUGUCCCUUUAAGACGCUGUCCUAUGUCAGAGACGUGACUCCACCCCAUCCAGUCUGUAACAAAGAGGGAAAGACAGGUGAGGAGAUGGAGGACGGUUCAAAAGUUGUAGCGGCUGAAGUAGACGAAGUUAAUGUAAGAGGGGGUGAGCAGCUUGUGGAGUAGUAAUCGUCAAUUUAUCAUUAUCAAGGUGUACUGCUCAAUAUAUUGUGAUGUUGAUUUGAGGCCAUAUCGCCAUAUUUGUCCUAUAACUGCAGAAAAAAGUAUGUUAAGUUCAUCACAGUGUCCUCAGGUUCAAAAAGACUUUCUCUUUCACAUGCUAUUAUCUUGUGCGCACAAAAUAACCAUAUAGUGCCCACAAGAUAAUGACUUGUUCCUCAUAACACAUGUGACAAAAUAGUACUUAACUUGUAGGAACAAAUGAUCACCUUGUGUGCUGAAGAUAAUAACUGGUUUGCACGAGAUAACGUGUACGAGUAAAUAUCAUCUGUGCUUAUAAUUGUGAAGUGGUUAAGCAAUAAGAUAGUUCCUGAUAAACGCUAAAAAAGAGCGACUUUUGGUUUUCUUUGAUUCACAGUUUUUUGAGUUUUUUUUCCUGUAAAUGUGUACGCAUCACUAAUUUUCGAAAUGUGGUCCUGCUUUUUUUCCAAAUUUAAAUGAUCAGUUGGGGAAGUGCACACUCAAAAGACUUUGUCCAAAACUUAACGCUUGUCAGCAGCAGACCUUUAAAAUCAAUUUAUAUAUCAUCAUUCACUUUUGUGGAUUAUGGUCUUGUUUGCUUUUCACGGUAUUAAAAGUCGUUGGCAUCAGUUUUGUCCUUUUUAUCAGCAAUCAAAACUCCCCACUGAAGUUUUUUUAGGAAUUAAUAGACUUACUGCAGCUCUAGAAAAAGCCAUGCCAGAUUUAUUGAGACAGACAAUGUUUGUGGUUUUAAUGCAUAUGUCAUACACUAUUGUAACAAAUGUGUUUUUAUUGUUGUUUCAAUGUUUAUUUCUAGUACCUGUAAAGCCAGCACAUGCAGCAGAGUUAUUCUUGUUCCUCCUGGCAUCGAGUAAAUUGCUUUAGACUUGGUUCUGAUCAACCUGUAAUAAAACUGUAAUGCUGAGUGAUGAUGAUGAGUAAGAAGAAGAGGUAAUAGAAGAAGGAGAACCUGUGCUUGUGCGCUGUGGAUUCAUCUGAGUGUAUUGUGCUCUGGUUGACCUCAGUUCAGGAGUCAUCUUCUUUUUCAUCAUCUUCCUCGGACAGAAGUCGAAGUAUGGCUUUGUUUCCUUUCCCUCUGCGUUUGUUGAGGAAACUUGAUAGCCUAACAGCAUCCAGGUCCACUGAUUCCUCUGUGCUGCUGCGUUCAUCAGCACCUGUCCAGUGGAGAGCACUAUGGCCUAAAUGUGUUGUGUUUGGGUGAUGGUAAAAAAAAGUGGACACUUCACAGCACUGUUGUGAAUUUAUCUUGGCUUGUUUAAGACAAUCCUACUUUUUUUUUUGCAUUUAUUUCAAUUAGGGCUGUAAAGUCCUAGUCGACUGGUCGACUUACUGGCCAAUGUGUGCUAAGGUCGACCAGAAUUCUGAUUGGUGGACUUGAUUUUUGCCGUGUCAACGUGUCCCACCCAUUAGUCGAUUUUUAGUCGAAAAUUUCAGUGUUUUAGUCAACCAAGAACUUCUUUGGUUGAUUACAGCAGCCCUAAUUUAGAAAAGAACCUGUCCUAUAUUUGGACCAGUAUCUUUAUUUAUAUUUGGCACUCUUUCCUGCUGGAUGAAAUCUUAAUUUGCUUGACAUUUGCACAAGAACCCGGCUAAAAGAUGGAAAAUACCCGCCACUGUAAACUCUGAGGCUUUUGAUUUAACAGCUUAAUCGCAGCACGCUGCAUUAUCCGCCAAAAAUAAAAGCACGAAAUAGCGAAUAAAGAAAACUUUCAAUGAACAAACGCAGAAAGAGGGAAAUGAUAAUGUCGUUAAUUUAGUUUUUCUUCCCUCUGUGUCCCUGUUUAACCCUUUGGCCGUAGUCAAGUCUCACAGAGGGAUGUGCCGCCUGAGGAUGCCUCUUGCAUCACUAACAUGAUUUAAAAACAGCACACACCUUCAUUUAUCCUGUCCUGGAGAGGACUCACAGGACUUCACGCUUCAGUUUUCACAAACACCUGACACCUGUCUUUUUGUCUGUGACGCUCAUCCUCUCACACUGUGAUGAGACAUCCCCUGCUUUUUAUCAAAAGUGCUAAAAUUAGGCCCUGUGUGUGCGUUCCACAAAUGCCAUGAUACGGGGCGGUGCGAACAGCUAACCGCAUGGCACACGUCGAUGACAGCAGUGACAGGAAUUUCAGAAGACAGCUUUGCAGUGAAUAGUUGAGGUGAGUCAGACAAAGGCGGAGGAACCUGUGCAGCAGCUCGGACAAUAACGUCUGAACCAGACUCACCAGACAAGCUCAGCUCAAGUGUAGGUGAGAAGAAAAAAGAAAUAAAGGCAGGAAGUCAGGGAGGAGUUUGUAGACAGCUUUGACAGUUUGGGACUGAUAGGUGAACUUAUCUCUACAGGUCAGAGUUGACUGGCAGGUAUAGUGAACAAGUUGAAAAUGAUCCGGUUAUUUCCCUGCUCCCUUUUGAUGGUUUAAAGAAGCAGAUGUGUGUGUGUGGUGUGCUCUGAAAAGACACACUAAUGAGAUGAGGGCCUUUUGAUCACCUGAUGCUACACUUGCUGCUUGAUUUGAUCGGCUUUUAGUCUCGUUCAUUCAUGACUGUGUGAUCGUCAGAAAUCCGGAUGUGGAUUGUUUAUCUCUGCACACUCAGUGACGACUUUUAAAGCAUGACUUUGUUUUUAAAAGACAAACAUAACAGCAUGACGCCUCAGCCCACGCUCAGACUCACUCCAGCUGAUGUGCUCUGAUUCAUUAUCACAGCUCAUAAGCUCAUUUGUUUAUUUGUUUUCGUUGAGUGUGUGUGUUUGGAGUCCCUCAGGAUGGUGGAUGUUGCUCCAACAGUUGUCAUCAGAGACGUUGUGAAGUCAUAUAAUUAUAUCUGCCACCUCUGUAUGAGUCAGAUGUUUUUUUUUUCAGUGUUCAGAUGAAGGUGGAGUUUGGGGACAGUCAGAGGUGGCUCUGGCUGUUACUGCUGACCACUUCAUUCACGCAUGAAUGACACGGUGGACAGGACACGCAGCCGCUGUAGAUGUUUGUGUCUGAAAAGUUUGUCCGAGUUUAAUCAUCUGUGAAACUGCAUCGUCUGGGGCCGCAGCCUCACAGCCAGCUGAAAAUUCACAAGACUUCAAAACAAAUAUCCAGGAGUUAAAAUUCAGCCCACGAUGCAGCUUUCAGUCUAGACGGAGAUUUUUCUCCUUAAAUAAGAGAUGAACACGGACAGAGUAGAUUCUUAUGAAUAUUUUUUGAGCCAUUUCUUUAUUUUGAGGGACAAACUUUUGCCUUUGUUUCGUAGGAGUCCAUGAAAAGGAAGUGUUUGGGAGAACACAAGGGUCAAGGCCUGUAUAUCAUCAACAGUCUGGCUUGUGGUUUCAGGUCUGAAGCCUGUGUGAUUGGGGUACGUGCUCUGACCUGUGAACUAAACCACCACCUCAGAAAUCCUUUCCUUAUCUCUGACUUUAUGACGCAGCAGCCACCACAUGUUUUAUGUUUUAGGCCAUUUUUGCUUUUCUUAGAUUGGACAAUUGAAGAGAGGCAGAGAAUGUGGGGAGCAGAGAGUUGGGGGGAGACAUGAUGCAAAGGGCUGAGGCUGGGAAUUGAACCAGUGCCCGUUGCAACGAGAACUACAUCCUCUAUACAUAGGGCGUUUAAACCACUAGGCUAUCAACACCCCUUCCCACUAGUUUCAAAGUUUAGAAACAGUUCUGUAAGGUGAACUACAAAACUUGUGUCUUGAAUCUUACUGUUGUUUUCGAAGCUUGUGUUAAUCCUAAACCCGACAAGUAAAAUGAUUUGUUCUCAUUUUUGAAUCAGGGAUGUACAGAAUUAUCAGCCAACCAACAAUGAGCGUCAGCAUAUCAUAUCAGCUCUGAGGAAAUGUUUGGAAGUGUCAGAAACAGACAGCAAAACAGCUGUUUGAAAUUCUUGUGGGGCACCCAAUGAUGGGAGGAGAGCAAAACAACUCUUCCUCAACACUACCAACUAACUUCACCCUGUUUCUCAAGAACUGUCAUCCUGGACAGCGCUAAGAGUUCCCCAAAAAUUGUCAGUGCAGAUAGACCUACAUCUGCUCUGCAAAAUGUGCUGCAGACUGUGCAAGAAUACUGUGACAACCACAUGGAGUCAUUGCAUGUUUCCAAACGUUUUUUUCUGUAUUAUCUGUGUCAUCAGAAAGUUUCCAUCCUGGCACAAAAGCUGCUACAGGUAUAUUUGUGCAAAUCACAGAUUAACAGACUAAUAUGACAGCAUGACUUAACUGUUUUGAUCCCAUAGUGUCUCCGUCUAUGUGAAUAACCUGAUUGCUUUUGUGUGUUCCAGGUCAUUCCAGUGUGAACUAUCAUCCUCAGGAGACCCGCUCUCGGCUGUCUAAAACAGUGGACCAUGUCCUAAGAGACAAUGUGGCGAUACCCCACUACAUGCAUUUCAUGGAACUACAGGGAGCCGACCACCUGGUCAGGUUCUGGCUGGAGGCGGAGAGUUUCCGCUCCACUAGCUGGUCUCGGGUCCGAGCGCACAGCCUGAACUCUGUCAAACACAGCACGUUAGCGGAGCCCGUCCCCGCCUCAGCGGACGGCUCCGAGUUCCCGGAACUUAACGAAAACACACCUAACUCCCUGUCCCGGGACAGUAGCAGUGAACGCUACACAGUCCAGACAGACUCCUUCAGCACAGAGGCAGGCCUCAGACCCGGUACCCCUCUAGCAGGAACCCCCAACAGACAGGCCCCCUCCAGGACGGGAACUCCCAUCAAGGGGCAGGCAAACAGCACUCUGAGAGCCCUCUCAGACAAACUAAUGAAGAGUGAGUGAACGUCCCUUUGUCUUUAAUGUGUUUGUUGUCUUAGCUGAGUGUAGAAUUGGCCGCACUUUAGCUGUUAAACUCAUACGAACAGUUACAGCGAGUAAAGAGUCAGUGUCUUUAUACUUUUAUGGCUUCAGGGCUGUUUUUAUUUUUGACUAUUUGAGUAGUGUUGUAUGCAGAUAUUAUGUGUCCACCCUCCUUGUUUAAAUUGCUUCCUCAGUGUAUCUCUCUGUAGCAUCUUCCUCUGUGCUGUUUUCAUGGAUUCAGAUGGAGAAUUACAGUUGAAGUGCCUCAUACUGUCCCAUUAGACUCCACCCCCCUUUAUUUUCAGUCUUCAAUUAGUACUUUAUCUUUUUCCUGCUUUGCUGUAAAUGAGUCUUAAAUGUGCUUUUCAUUCUUGUCAAAAAUGGUUGCUGGAUGGUGAGAACAAAUUCCUUUUUGAUGCAAAGCAGAGGUUUUAUUUUUCUCCUAACUUUCUGUUCCUAGAUUUCUGUGCCCUGUUAACAUGAAUCAGAAGUGACUUGAACUGAUUUGGUGUAAAAAAAGGUGACACAGUGCCUCCCUGCCUGAUGCUGCUGUCUCUCUGUUGUAGCGCAGCAUUGAUUCACAGUAGUCUUUUGCUGCUUCAAGGACAAGAUUUACAUUUUUAUCGUAUCUGGUCAAACAAUACAGACAUCGCCACAUGUAAGGUGACAGGUUUUAUCAGCUGCUGUACUUGUUUUUCUUUUGAUUCUGGCUGCAGAGACAUUUUUCUUCAUAUUUCACUGUGAAUGAUAGGGAUGCAUGGUGGCCUCUUUUCUUCCUUCUUUUAAACAAGGGUUUGAGAGUCUGACUGAGACAAAUCAGGUUGCUCUUCAUGUUGCAAUAGACAGUUUGGUCUCGUUAAUUUGCAGAAGUUACACAAAGAGGAAAUUAGCUUGAAAAGGACAGUAACUCAGACAUAUUCACCCUUUGGAUUUGUCAAGAUGCUCAAAGAGAUGUCUUUUCUCAUCAUCUACUGAACGUUAUCCUCCUUUUAUCUGCGAUUGAGGCUUAAGGUUCAGAUAACUGUCACCACUACAAACUAGUGUAGCUGCUGUGUGAUGUCUCGCCCCUUCCGCUAACCCAGUGGUUCUCAAGUCCAGUCCUCGAGCCCCCCCGUCCUGCAUGUUUUGGAUGUUUCCCUGCUCCAACACACCUGAUUCAAAUGAUCAGCUCGUUAUCAAACUCUGAGAUGGCUUACUAACGAGCUGAUCAUUUGAAUCAGGUGUGAUGGAGCAGGGAAACAUCCAAAACAUGCAGGAUGGGGGGGCUCGAGGACUGGAUUUGAGAACCACUGCGCUAACCAAAUAUUUAUUUCACACUAUUAAAACCAAAUAUGUCACAGGAUGGUGCAUCACACAGCAGCAUCAGCAUAACUAACUAUAACUGGAUGAUUCAGAAAAAGGAUAUAUGUAUAUGAGUUAACAUGCUAACAAGAUUUCACAACAGAACUCAUGUUUCUGAAAAGUUUGUUCAAAGUUAAAAUCAUGCUUCAUCUGUCUACAUGGAGCCAUUCGGGGGAGCGCUGCAUGUUUUGGCCUCACUUUUUUUUGUCUCUGUUUUGAAAAAUCUUUCACGUGACAAUUAAGGUGAGUCAUUCCUCUGUGUUUUGCUACGUCACUUGAUAACCCAGCUCUCUUUCUGUGUUCUCCAGGUAUAGAGACAGAUGCAGUCACAAUCUUUACCAGGUACAUCUCUCCAGAUGCCGUGAGGCCGAUCCCAAUCACAGAGCAGAACAGGAAUGACAUUGUCGGUAUGUUACAGAUGCUUUUUCCAAAUCAAACUCCAUGCUAUCAAUUACUGUAGUUUCAGUUACAAAAUCUGAUUUUGAGUGCUGAGAGGUUCCUGUCUCUCCCCUGUGCAGCUAAGAUCUGUGGAGAGGACGGCAUGGUGGACCCAAACUGUUUUGUCUUUGCACAGUCGGUGGUUUGCAGCAUCUUAGAGCAACAGUGAGUGUCCAGCUAUCAAUUCUCCAAAGGAGUUAAUACUCAAAACUGAAAGCGAUGCCAUGCUUUAUCUCUGCGCCGGCAGUGUAGCCAGCGUCCUUUGACAUCUGGCACCUCGGCAUCCUCAGUAGCAGCAGCUGUGUUGAUGUCCCACUCGCUCUUUGGUUUCAGGCACUUUACUGAAUUCCUGCGGAGCCAUCAUUUCUGUAAAUACCAGAUUGAAGUGUUGACGAGUGGCUCCGUGUUCCUGGCUGACAUCUUGUUCUGUGAGUCGGCUCUCUUCUACUUCUCUGAGGUGAGUGAGCUCAGUGGUGGUGAUUUUAUCAGAGCUGUACCGUGAAAAACACAUCUUUACAUGAGUGGUUUCAAACCACUCAUCUAUUGUUAUUUUUGCAGAGUCCUUUACAAGUUUGUUUUAAGUUUUUACAACAGUGAUAGAAACAAAGUAAACACAAAAUGUACCUACCCAAGAUAAGGAUAGAAGAAGACACCAGAAUGUGUUAGGGUCAUUGUUUUUGUACUAUUGCCUUUCCUCUUGUUUAUUUGCAGUUGCACAGGUACGUCACAUCAGAAUAACAUUUCAUCUCUAUGUAAAUGGACAGAGCAAAUUAAUAAGUCUUCAUAAAAAGUUUACAUUUUUUGUUGAUUUGUUUGAGUCAGUUAACGAAAAAUCGAACCCCAAAUCAAUCCGGUCACUAAAGCACAGGGAGAGUGGAUUAUAAGCUUAGGCAAAGAUGUUGUCAUGACCUUGACUAAAAUGCAUUUUUUGUGUUUUUGUUGAAAAAAAGCAAAACAAAAAUAAUCAGUGUCCUUGUUUUUCUUCUGUUGUAUCCUGGUCCUGGAGGUGUAACCUUAGUCUUUUAAUUUCAAAACAUGCCAUUAGAAAUUGUAAUACAUGCAGUUUGAAGGAUUUAGUGUCAUUGCAGAGUGUGGUUACUAUAGUAACUUGGAAAGAGUUUGCUCCGUUGUGUAGUGUUAGGACAGGAGGAAAAGGUUGGGUGUUUAAGAGGAAAAGUGAGGUACUGAAAUAUAAAACUCACAGAGUGGCUUUAACUUUGGACCUUUAAUAUCAAAGUUGAUGUUUUAAAAGAGAAACUUUUGAGACGCCUUCUCUUUAAACGACAGCUGUUACAUUUUUAAGUUGAUGCCCUGAUGCUGUUGCAUCCUGAGCUACUUUUCACUGUUUUCUUUUCCUGUGGCUUCCUCAGUUGCUGUUUUGCUUGUUUCACACUCAGCAGGCACAGAAAGGAUACGACAUGUGUCACUCCUACUCAGUUCAGCUCCUGGAUACAGUGUUAUGUCUCUGCAUGAAAACACUCACAAUGAAAUCACAGACUAAUUAUGUACUAUUAAAUUUGUCUGCAUCUAGUUUUGUCAUCAAUCUUUGUCAACUACAACAACGAAUUGUUGUGCCUCUGAUCACCUGGUGCAAAACCUGCAAAUUCUAUCAAAAGGCUCAACAGAAAUUCUUCAGGAUAAAUCCCUCAGCAUACAUACAGAAUGAUGAAGCAAAGGAUGUCAUAUAUCCUUAAAAAACUACAACAAAAAAUGGAUGACCAACUGUACAACAAUCAAGUUAAAAAUAACAAUGUGAAUAGUUUUCCAAACCCAUUUUUGGGCCAAAAAACAUAAAGGCAGGAUAACAGUUUGUCAUCAUGAUACAGAAUGUCUCAGAAAAGUAACCAUCUAACUUUGGCACUGGUUAGUUGAACCUUUAAUGCUGUGGAAAAGCCACAGGAGGUAACGGCAUACAUAAUUCUGAAUAUUAACUCUAACUAAAUAUCAGAAAACAAACAGCAGCUUUCAAUUAAUCUUAACUGUGCUCUGUGUCUCCUCUUCUGCAGUACAUGGAAAAGGAGGAGGCCAUGAAUGUACUGCAGUUCUGGCUGGCGGCAGACAACUUCCAGAAUCAGCUAGCAGCUAAAAAAGGCCAGUAUGACGGCCAGGAGGCUCAAAAUGACGCCAUGAUCCUUUACGACAAGUAAGUGUUUCAGCCUCCUUGUUCUCCUCAUGCACCCUGCUGGUUUUAGUUGAGCGUGUGUUUGUAUUUGUAUUUGUAUUUAUUUAUUUAGCACAGAUUAAAAACAGUGCAAGGAGGGAACGAAGCCGAUAUGCUUAUACAAAGUUGCACUCCUGUCAGGGCAGAGAAAGCAAAAGGUGCAGACAACUAAGUAAUCAGAACAUAGACAGGUUACACAUGUAAAAUGAUUAGGGAAAGGUCAAACAGAUACAAAUUGCCAUAAAUGGAACACAGACUAUUUAUCAAACAGUGAUAAAGACAAUAAAGUAUUCAUAAAAAGGAAAGAAACAUGAUCAUAACAAAUAAUGAUGUAUUUAAGACAUGAUUAGUUGAGAUUUUAAUGAUAUUUUAAAGGAGUUGAGGGAUGAUAUUGAUUUUAGAGAUGCAUCCAGAUUAUUCCACAGUUUCGGACCUCUAAAAGUGAUGCUAGACUGAUGACUAGAAGUUCGACAUGAAGGUAACUGAAGAUGGCCAUUUUGUCUUGUUGAGUACGGGUGACCUCUGUUUGUCCCCAGAGGUCAAUCUGAUGUUUCAUACUCAGAGCAGAUCUUUCGAUCCAUUUGGAGUUGAGGUAAACAAUCACGAAGAGGUGAUAUUUUCUAAGAUCAGUCCAACUGCUUUCAUUAUUUGAUAGACUUUCAGUAAAAAAUGAUGACUGAUUAAAACACAGUUUGUAAUUAUCUAAGUCCUGAAGGGAUACUUACUGUGGCUUUUGAACUCAUUCCCACUGUAGCUGGCGGCUUAAAAUAACAUAAAUUGACUUUGUGAUGUUGAAUUGAAAUAUCUGCUGUCCCCUCUAUGGUCUGAUUUGAGAACAAGAGCCCAGAGAUGGUUAAUUAGCUCCCAUGAUUAUAAACUCUCAGCUGUGUUGUUAUUAUUCCUGCUGCUAAUUUAACUUUAGUUUGACCUAAAGUGUGCCAUUUUCCCAUCAGUAUACAUUGAUUUUUCUGCAAAUGUCACCACAUAUCAAAAUAAUUUUCUCACUCAUUAGUCUCAGGAUGGCGCUUGUCAACAACUCCUUCUCUUUUGUUGCUCAGGAGGAAAAUCAGCGUUGAACUCGCUGAACUUUCUGCUGUGACAGCUUGUUUGUGUUUAUUCAUGUUGUGUGAAGUUUGAGCAGAUCUCCUUGUAAUUAACGAUAAGGAGCGCAGGUGUUGUUGCAGUCGGGUCUUUAAAUGGAACAGGUUUCCUCCCGUAGAUGUUUAUACUGAAUGCAGAGGCUUGUUUACAGUGUUGUAUGAAAAUGUCCUUGUAUAUUCACGCUGAAGGUCAGUUAAAUCUUUAAAUUAAUUGGAAAUACAUUUCCAGUCCUCUCUGUUAGAAACUGUGUCCUGCAGCCAUAGAGCUGUCCUAUUUUAAACAGCCUGUUUUCCUUUGUGUUUUGAAAGGGUUGUGAUGGCUGACCCUGUGACCACUGCAGUAGAGAUCCACUGAUUAUGAAAAAUAACUCUCUAGCCAACAGCAGUUUUUUUUUCAUUAAAUGUUUGUAAUUCAUUGAGUUUGUUUUUAAUACAGCUGGGAGAUUUGAUUUAUUCAAACUGUUGCAAGUAGUUCCUCUUAGUCCAUCUCAAAAUGUCUUACAAACUGCAUGUCUGUGUAAUAUUCCCACACAGCCAACAUCUUCUUUCUCAUCUGACCAUGAAAACAAAUCAAAUGACGUCUUUGGCCCAAAAGUGUACUGGCUAUCCAACAUAGAAAUUAGGGCUGGGCGAUAUGGCCUCAAAUCAAUAUCACAAUGUAUUGAGCAGUUCACCUCGAUAAUGAUAAAUGGACGGUAACUACUUCACAAGCUGCUCACCCACUCCCACAUUAACUUCGUCUACUUCAUCCUCCACUCCAGCUGCUACAAUUUUUGAACCGUCCUCCAUCUCCUCACCUGUCUUUCCCUCUUUGUUACGGACUGGAUGGGGUGGAGUCACGUCUCUGACAUAGGACAACGUCUUAAAGGGACAUGAGACCAUAGCCUACCUACACACAUCCAAAACUAACUUUUAUUUAUUUAUUUUUUUGACACAGAAUAUACUUAUAUGGAUAAAAUGAAGUUGGUUAUAAUUUCGGUAUUGGUAAAUUUUUGGUGUAUCGCCCAGCCCUAAUAAGAGUAAUGCAUCAAAGACAAAGAUACAGUAAAAAUCAGCUUCUGACAUCAGUGCACGCCAUAUUAUUUCCUGAUGUCUGUCAUCCGACUGUCAUUUUCCCAAACUGAGGUUCAACGAACAGCUCAGCGUAUCCCUGCUUUGAAGAUGGUAUUAUGUGAAAGAACGAGUUCUCAUUACUGAGUGAAAGCUGUUUGUGAAGCUGCACUGUUUCUUCUUGCUCUAGUUUUCAAUUUUCAGUCAUCGCUGAUGCAUGUAUCGGGCUGUUUUAACCUCUUUCUGUUCAUUCAUAUUUAAUAGUUCAUAAAUGCCUUUUGGUGCACAUAGUCAUGACUCUUUUUCUCUAAAAGUUUUUCUCUAAAAAUCAGCAGCUCCUGCUCUGCUCUGCUCUUUAUGCAGGAUGGCAGUAACACUCUAAGUAUAAGACACAAUUCCUUUAAUCAAGUUCUUUUAGUUUCCUUUAUAAAUGUGUGUUUUAUUACCGUUUUACAGGCUUUGGGUGCUGCUUUAAAAUCUUUAUAUUUGGCACAUCUGAACUGAUUCCUUUUUAUCUCUGUUUCCUCUCCAGGUAUUUCUCACUCCAGGCCACAAACCCUCUGGGCUUCGGCGACUCUGUACGGAUGGAGAUAGAGUCCAAUAUCUGCCGAGAGGGAGGGCCGCUCCCCGACUGUUUCACCACUCCUCUCAGACAGGCCUGGACCACCAUGGAGAAGGUCAGACUCAAGAGGAGCUGAACACAAAGGGCUCCGUAUUUUCAUGUGGGAGUCAUUUAUGCCUGUUAUAAUAAAAAGGAAAUAAAUCAAUGUUAGAAAUAUAAAUACUCAAAUCAUAUUGAGGGAGAUGUGUCUUUUCUUCUUGGAUAGUCCUAAAGUUUAAGUUCUGUAUGUAAUUCAAGUGUCUCAUGAAGUCUCGCUUAUAAAUGCUGCUUAUGUGAGUUCAUGAGAUAAAAGCUGAACACUCUUGGUAGCAUGAUUGUCUCAGUAACUUGUGUUCAGACAAACAUGACAGAGCUCAUCAUUGUCUAACGGAGUACUCUGCUUCUUUGUGCUGGUUCAGGUCUACAUGCCAGGCUUCCUGUCUAGCAACCUUUACUACAAAUACUUGAGUGACCUCAUCAACUCCGUGCGGGCAGACGAGUUUGUGAAUGUCAGCACUUCGGGUCAGGGCGGGCAGGCGGACAAUGACCGGUCAAGUUCAAAUGCCAGCGAGGGCUCUCAGACUCAGGUGACCCCCCUCCUCUAAACUUUGACCCUUAAUUUCAGCCCGGUGGGCAUGUUUCUCUGUCUGCUGACAUUUAGAGCUGCUCCACCUCUCUUAAUGUCACAGGGUUGUGAUCAUCCCUGUUGUUUAGAAAAAGAAGAAAGUUUUGUACCCGACAUUGAUUUCAUGCCUUCUUCACUUCAGCAAGGGACAAAAAAAGCGGCGAUCAAGAUCCUGAAAAACUUUGAUGAGGCAAUCACGGUGGAUGUGGCCAGUCUGGACCCUGAGUCUUUGUACCAACGGCCGUAUGCUGGGUGAGUACACUUCACUCAUGAUACAGUUCAUGAUGCAGUGUUCACAGUUUUCACUCAAUUCUAAGAAUGUAAGCUACUCUGUGUGCACAAGCUUUGCAGAAGUGAUAGUCUAAAUUUAUUUUCUGUUUCACUUCUUUUCCCAUUUUACUGCCUUAUGCAUAAGUUUCUCUAUUUCCUCAUUUGAUGAAAGAAACAUGCUUUUAUUAUAGGAGAACAUUCAGGGUACCUCCACUAGUUUAUAGCGUUGUGGAAGUAAAUUAAACCAGGUAAAAGAACGAUCAAUAUUAAUAGAUUUUCAAGUGUUUAAGCACCUCCAAGAGAGACAUAAGCAUUUACGUUGUCACUAUGUUGCCUGUUACAUCUCCAUUGCUGUCUUUGAGACACUAUUUACAACAGGCACACAAGAAAAAAGAGGAAGAAAGGGAUUGUUUACUGGUUUAGUGAUAGCUGACGGCCAUAUUUGAUUUAAAAAAUAUCACCAGAUUUCUGCAAUGAGCCUCCUAUGUCUUGUUUCUUUCCAAGAAACACUCGCAGUGCAUCUUCAACUGAAAAUCUUAUCCGCUGCCAUCAUGUCUAUGCACCUUUAUUUUGUUACAGAUUUAUUUUUAUUGAACUUUUCAUACAAGUGAUUUUGAAUUGAUUAAAACCAUAACAGUACAGAAAUGACAGAAAAUGCCAGGAAACAUUCAUAUACAAAAAAGCGGAAGAGUUAGAGAUUAACACAUCAUAAAAUAUAUGUAAUUAAAACAGCAAAAUUAGAGGUAAAAAUAAGUGAAAACUUUGAAAAAAAUGAUCAAAUAUGAACAGUUUAAAAUCAAGAUAAGUAGUUAAUUAUAAAUCAAAGCAAAAGGUGUAAAAAAAAUGAUAGAAUGACAAUAAUUGAAGAUAAACCGACAAAACAACAUUCAAGUCUGUUUAAAGCAUCAAAUAACAAAACUACUCAAGUCUCCAAAUCAGUGGCGAUUGCUCUAAGACUGCAGGAGAAGCUCAGCUUCCCCUAAAAUGUAAAAAAAAGUAUCGACAUCCACCGGAGCAUUUUCCAAGUUUUUCAUUCCCUUGUUCUGAACUGAUCCAGAGACUUUACCGAUCCCCAGAGACUUUGGAUUUGUUGUGUUUGGCGACUCUCCUCUGUCUCGACAGGGUCACAGAUCAUUUUCUUGAAAAGGAACUGAGAGUAGAAUUUACAUAUAAAUAAACAAACACAUUUACGAUGCAGGCCGGGGGAGAAAUGAGCUUCCCCUCCUUGAAAGACCAGCAGCCGCCACUGCUUUACAUAAAAGCCAGCUUGAACAGGUCUCUAGUUUACAUUUAAAAGACUCGAUAGAAGACAUGAAGAGGUUACAGCACCCUCUAUUGUUUAUAGGGAGUAUUGCACUUCAUUUUUCAUUUCUCGUGUGAGAUGCUCAUGUAAUUGGUUAUUAAGCUAAAAUCAUCCCGUAGAUUUAAUUGGUGUUGAUUGAUGUUCAACAUAGAGCAAAACAAGAGAAACGUCUGCCUGACAAAAGCAGAAGACAGAUAUGUUUUAUUGAAUUAUCUUCCUCUGGCGUUAAAACUGCUGAAUUUGUGUUUUUGAUGGUCUCAAUAAAUCAAUUUCUGUGAUCCAAUUCAUCUUUUAGUCUCCAUGAUGUUUUCACUUUUAUACUCAUGUCCUUUUUUUCUUGCUUUGAUUUGCUGCCGUAAGGUUUUAAUGCUCGCAUCUCUUCUGUUUUUAUUGACUCCCUCUGUAAAGCCUUUUUCACAAGCACGCUUUGAAAAAUCCUCUGUUCAAAUGAUUCAGUGUUAUGGAGCUAUUGAAAGGCAGAGCUGUGCUUUGUCAAAUUCCCCCCCUGCGGUUUAAAAUGUUGUUAUUGAAUAGAUCCAAAGACACACACAGGGAGGUGUUUGAUUGUUGCGUGUGUGCCUGCAGCUCAGUUUGUCCCACUUGGCUGUGUCUGCUGUCUUCAACCCCUCCUUUUCUCUGUCCGCUCAGAAGGAUGACGUUCGGGAAGGUGAACGAGAUGGGUCAGUUCAUCAGGGAGGCCGAGCCGGAGCCGGACGUCAAGAAGUCUAAAGGCAUGUUGCUUCUUUCUUUUACCUUUCCUCCAUCUCUCUAUCUCAGUCUGUCCUUUUAGUCUGUGCUUUCACUCUGCCAUAUUUUAUCUCAUCCCUCCUUGCUGCGGUGAAAUACAUCUUCUCGAUGUCCAUGAAUAUAAACCUCAUCUACAGGCUGGUCCAGCUCUCUGCUUUGUUCAGCUCAUAGCCUUCUGAAAUAUUUAAGAACAUUGCCCUCCUGAGACAAAAACAGCCUUGACUACUCUUUACAUCAAACAACACACAAAAUCUGUAUUUAUCACGUCAAAGAGGGCUUUCUCUUUUAUUAGAAUAAAGUAGCAGCCGUUUUUACUACAUAAUAAGUAGUGUUUCUGUCAGCUUAAAUCUGUUAACUGCCUGCUCGUAAAGUAUUAUUCACGUCUUGGUAGCUGCGUCUAAAACGUUUUUAAAUGCUUACAUAUUUCAGGAUUAACUCACCCUGUAAAACAUGCAUUAGUCUGCAGUUUGCAUCAAAUGAUUAGUUCAGAUUAGUCGAUGAUUUGUGCUCAGUAGUCCAGCCUCUUUGUCUCACUCAGCCCUCUCUUUUCUCUUUGUUUAGGUUCCAUGUUUUCUCAAGCCAUGAAGAAAUGGGUCCAAGGAAACUCAGACGAGGUGAGGCCACACGAUGUUAAAAUAUUCAUCAAUGAUUCAGAGGGCUGAGGCAUCCAGAAGCCUCUCAGUGACAUGUAUUCACAUGCACCCUGUGACAUCAGUCCAUGUUGUAUGAUUUAUUCAAGAGCUGCUCUGAGAGCGGUGGCGGCUUUGAGCUCAUGUUUGUUCUGUGGCUCUGUCUUCUGAAGGCUCAGGAGGAGAUGGCGUGGCAGAUCGCGAAGAUGAUCGUCAAUGACGUCGUCCAGCAGUCGAACCACGACAGCCCCGCCAAGUCCACCAAGGUACCGAGCCUCGCUCUGGGUCCUGUGCUGCUGUGUGUGCAGUCUGUCCAGUCAGAAGACUUCAACUGAACCUGCUCUGGUCUUUCUAAUAUACAAAGAAAUGAAUUAACUUUAAUUGUUUUGCAACUUUUAAAGAGAUUUACAUAGCUGAGCUUCCUGAUUGAGCGAUAUUUACAACUGAGAGGUGGAGCUAAGUUAAUAUACAAGGGUUGUUUUCACUUUAUUUUUUUGUCUGUUUACAUAAAGAGACCAUUUGAAGCAUUUGAGACUUCUAUUGUUCAACUUGUAGGAUACUUGCUUGAUCUUUUGAAAUGUUUUUGAAUUAUUUCUAUUGUUAUUUCUCCCAAGUGUAAGACUAAGGCUGAAAUAAAAAAGCUGCAAUAGUCGUACAAGAAUACAUCUGAGCAACACAUUAGUGCAAUGCAACACAGAUGUAAUUAUGAUAGUCAGAUCCACUAAUGCACUAGUGCUCUAAUGCGAGGGUAGUGAGACUUAAUUUAAACUCAGGUGAGGUUGAAUUUCCCAGCUGUCCCAUUUGCAUUUGGCAGCUGCAGCCGUGUUUUCUGAAGCCAGCGUUCUGUAUUUUUAACUUUGCUGUCACAUGCUGCAAACACCUCUUUUAUUCAGACACAUGUAUGAUUAUUGUUAGGCUUAGAGACAUCAAAUAACGCAAAGAUAGCCUGGUUAUGUUAAACUCGCUCAAUCUCACAGGCAUCAGUUCUGUUCUUAUGUGUUCUCUCUUCGUGUUUCUUCAGCUAUGACCCUGCAGAGGAACCAAAGCAUCGUCCCUCCCUGCAGACGCUGGCCGAGCCAGUGACAAACUGUUCACAGGGUUCACCCUGCAAUGAACUGUGGAACGAACAAGGCUUUUUAUCACCUCCCAAAGCACCAUGUGUGAAAGUGCUUGUCUGUGUGUGUGCGUGUACAGGUGUGCUUGUGAGAUAAAUGAGUGAUUGUUCACACAUGGGGUCCUGGGAAAGCUGAAGUACACCAUUCUUCCAAUCUCCCUCCUCCGUAACACUACAAAGGUACUGGUGCUUUGCUUUAUUUCGUGUUUGCAAUGAUAAAGCAGAGCUGGAUGCUUGAAUCAGACUGCAGCAAGACACUCCUGAUGAAGGACACAUUCAACUCAAUGUUACAGGAAGCAGCACGCUGGUCAGGAAAUCCCUGCAUCGCUUCAGCCAUCAGUCUGAGAUGUGAUUCUCACAUUGGACCUUUGGAGGGUGUGACAAACGCUGAGUUACCAUGACUCUGUCAUGACUCAACUCCCCACACUUUUUAGAACCAUUCCUUGAUUUUAGAUACGUUCCUCUCUGAAGGUCAGCCACUUUAGGCCUCGCAGAUGUACAGUUUUUGCAAACGCUCCCUCAGCCUGCCUGGAGUAGUUCAGUCUCCUAUUUGCUGAUUUGUGCUCUCCUACUUUGAACGUUAUGUGUACUGCAGAUGACUGGAAAAGUGACAGUAACACAGAAGAAGAGCUGCUUCAGAUCCUUGACUGGCUGACCUCCUUUAUGACCUCCUUGCUCCACCUUUACGGUGCGUAGAAGAAGAAAUACUCCCCUUAUGAACAGAAGUGCUCCAGUUGUGUUGGAAAACUCCAGACUCCAUGUCGUAAAUGUUCUAUAUAUACAGUAUAUAUAUGUAGAUUUCUGGUUUACCCCAUAUAUUAAUGUUAGUCCUUUUUUAUGGUGAUCGCUGUUUUUUUUUUUAAAGCAUCACUGAAACAAAUGUCAGUGGUGAGCUGACUGUUAAACUGGAAAGUGUGCUCAGUGAAAUAAAUCUUUUUUUAAAUUUGUUUUGAGCCUUACCAAGAUGUGGAAAUAAAACCAGAAAAGACUCUUGGUACUAUGUACCACUAAUGUCUCCUGACAUGUAUGUGUACUUAAUCUAUAAUAUAUUUAAAAUGUGUUUGAUUUAAAUACAUAUAUUAUAAAAUGUU
Xyrichtys novacula (pearly razorfish) is the source of this 23815-nucleotide messenger RNA. NCBI's taxonomy places the organism in Eukaryota, Metazoa, Chordata, Actinopteri, Labriformes, Labridae. The record is from the annotation of a GenBank genome assembly.